AUGUUGGAAUGGUGGAUUAAGACUCUAGCAAUUAGCGCAUUUAAUGCUCCAGAAAAUGCUUUACAAAACGGAGUUCGGAGCAUGCGAAAAGCUGCAGAACAAACUCCGUCCAAUUUCGAAUUAAUGGCUGCACUUUCCGUUACAUUUUUAACUUCUCUUCCUGACUUUUGCAGCGAAGUAAAUCUUGGACCUGACAUUUUGCCAACUCCAGAUUUCGUGGCUCUAUGGCCUCACUUUCGAUGA
Enterobius vermicularis (human pinworm) is the source of this 243-nucleotide messenger RNA. The record is from the annotation of a GenBank genome assembly. NCBI's taxonomy places the organism in Eukaryota, Metazoa, Nematoda, Chromadorea, Rhabditida, Oxyuridae.